This is a messenger RNA of Teleopsis dalmanni, 791 nucleotides long. RefSeq names its product vacuolar protein sorting-associated protein VTA1 homolog. Lineage: Eukaryota; Metazoa; Arthropoda; Insecta; Diptera; Diopsidae. The transcript has 3 exons. Bases 43 to 591 code for a protein of 182 amino acids. The record is from RefSeq and is a predicted model, not a curated record. Gene Ontology annotation, biological process: late endosome to vacuole transport via multivesicular body sorting pathway. Gene Ontology annotation, cellular component: multivesicular body.
UUUAAAUUUGUUAAUAUUUAUCAAAAGCUGAUUGGAGACGAAAUGGAGUUCGCGCGAUUUCAACCUAGUCUUAAGGAUUUAUUACCGUUUUUACAGAUUUCCCGCGAUCAUGAUGCAAGCGAUUAUGUUAUUGCCUAUUGGUCGCGUCUAUAUGCCACCGAGGUGAUGCUUAAUAACACGACGAAGUCACCAGAAGCAAUGCAAUUGUUGAUGAUACUCAUGUACGAGAUGGAAGAAAUAAAAAACGCACAUGGUACUAAGGAAACAAUAGCCGUUAGAACUGCAGCCAAAGCUUAUAUGGAAAAUCAUGUACUUAAUUUGUUCGCUAAUGCAGACAAACAAGAUCGUGAAGGAAAAUUUAACACAAAUAUAGUUAAGACAUUUACUAAUUGUGGUGUUCUUUAUGAUGUGCUACAAACAUUUGGAGAUCUUACAGACGAAAUGGUACAUAAUCGCAAAUAUUCAAAAUGGAAAGCCGCUCAUAUUGACAAUUGCCUGAAAAAUGGUAAAACGCCGGUGCCUGGACCGAAAAAGUUCGAAGAAGAAAUGCGUGCAGAAGCAAUAGCUGCCAGAUAUGAAACAGCAAUGUAAACGCCGUAAGCGAAAACGUCAAUUGUUAUAGAAGGAUGCACCAACAUAAGUCAUAGAUUUAUUACCAGAAAGUAUUAUUUACGUUUAUAAAAUUAUUAAUAUUACAAAUAUCGAUAAGAAUCAUAAGAGAAAUGUAUACAUAUGCCAUCAAAUGUCAUUGUAAUCUAAAAUAUAUUAAACUAAAAUAUUAUUUACAUAAA